ACACGAUCCAAAUAAAGAACACCCAAGCGCUCCAUCGAUCCAAUCCCCCUCCCCCACUCCCUUUCACGUUUCGAAUUUUAAAAACCUUUCUUUUUUAUAAAUCCAUUUGCCCAUUUAAGCAUCAACCUAUUUGAAAUUCAAUUCUGUUGUUUUCGGUGUCUGGUUUUAAUUGAUGGUAGAAAAUGAAGGUGGAAGAAGAGUGUACGACUCCGAAGAGCAUGGGAUGUCGGAUUCCGACUGCCCUUGUUUGUCCACCACCUCCCAAGAAGAAGUCGGUGGUUGGAAAGAAACGAGACCCACCAAAAGACGGGUAUUUUCAACCGCCUGAGCUUGAUGCUCUGCUUUCCAUUUUCACGUCAUAGAUACGAAGCUUGGGCAUAAUCCGCCCUAAAUAUGCAUUUUUAAUAUCGUUAAUUUACUCUAUUCUAGGGACUGAAGGGGCUUAGUUUGAAAUUAGAAUUAAGGGAGUAAGAGAUGGGGACAUUAGAUGCAUUUUUCUAUUUCUGUAGAUAUAAAUGCGUGUCUCCUGUUAUGCUAAUGCUAGUGAGAUUUCUAAAUUUGUUAGAUUUUAGGGAGUGUAACUGGUGCCGUUGCUUCGAAUUGCUGGUCAGUUCAUUGCCUUCCUUUUCUAGUGGUUUUUAUGCUCUUGCAAUACAUUUAUUUACUUGUUGAUUUUCCAAUCUCAAGAGAAUUGUCAGAGCACCGAAACUUUCCUCAGAUCUCCGUAAGCAGGCCGUGUACAGGAAAAUUAGUUGUCGUGUAUGCAUGAGAUUACAAGUUUUUUUGAAAGAAUUAAUGCACUGGAGGAGUCUAUGGAGAAAAGAGAGAGUGAAGGAUCAUUGAACAUGAUGUGACAGACAUUCAGCAAUUAAUUUGGUGGUAUCUCGCAUUAUUCUCCACCAACCACAGAAUUGGAGGAUUUGUUCAUAGUAAUUUCUUGGCUAGAAAGGAGGUAACUUUCUAUGGUUAAAUUGGUCAAAAAAAUCUUGUUUUAAUCUUAAGAAUAAUAUAAUGUUAUGUUCGAGCCUCCAUUUCAACCAAUUUGGAUGCCGAUCUAGCCCAAAUGGUCAUGAGACCUGGCAUGUAAAUCUUUUGCAGUAAGAAAAUUUUAGAAUCAUCCCA
Molecule: messenger RNA, 1122 nt
Organism: Populus nigra (black poplar)
Lineage: Eukaryota; Viridiplantae; Streptophyta; Magnoliopsida; Malpighiales; Salicaceae
Product: cyclin-dependent protein kinase inhibitor SMR4-like
Exons: 1
Coding region: 183-362 (59 amino acids)
Biological process (GO): regulation of DNA endoreduplication
Source: RefSeq, a predicted model, not a curated record